Molecule: messenger RNA, 10418 nt
Organism: Ctenocephalides felis (cat flea)
Lineage: Eukaryota; Metazoa; Arthropoda; Insecta; Siphonaptera; Pulicidae
Gene: apolpp
Product: apolipophorins
Exons: 48
Coding region: 1-10080 (3359 amino acids)
Biological process (GO): lipid transport
Molecular function (GO): lipid carrier activity
Source: RefSeq, a predicted model, not a curated record
AUGACGACUGCUUUCUUUUGUCCAUUUAAUUCGUUUAUAACUAAUUUAUGUUUGAUUUUUGUUUCAGCUAAAUGCAGCACAGGAUGCACUAGUUCGAGUUCACUGUUCUCAUAUCAAGUAGGACAUACAUACGAAUAUGCCUUAGACAGUACACUAUCAGUAUUAUUAUCCGGAGGCGAUACCCAGGAAACAUCCCUCAAAAUCCAUGGUACCGUUCUGCUGAGCCAGUUGCCGAAUUGCGACCAACUUCUGCGAUUGCAGAAUGUCGUCAUUCAGUCGCCGGACAACAAGAAACACCCGGGCCUUGAAGAUAUCACCAAGCCCGUAAGGUUCAACUUCAACGAUGGUAAAGUUGAUACCCAAAUUUGUGCCGAACCAGGAGACAACCAGAAUUCUUUGAACAUCAAGAGAGCUAUUAUUAGUUUGUUCCAAGCAUCUCGAGGACCAACUGAAACUGAUGUUUUCGGCGUAUGUCCAACUCACACGUCAACCUCCAAAAAUGGUCCUGAAUAUAUCGUCACAAAAACACGUUCACUUAAUGAUUGUGCCCACAGAGAGAGCAUUCAACAAGGGUUCCUUACAACUACCUUCAACGACAACUCAGCUAUAAAAUCCACUCCACUUUUGAGUGGCGAAUAUAGCAGCGAACAAAAAUUCAAAGAUGGAAUUUUGGAAAAAGUCCAUGUUACUGAAAACUACCACUACAGACCAUUCUCCCCUGGCCGUGGAGGCGCCAAGUCUCAUGUUGUCACCCGUCUUACUUUCCAAAAGAAAUCAGCCGAAGCACCAGGAAGUCAAGUUAGCAAACCACGCACUAUCAUAUUCGAAAAUCCUCAUCUUGUUCCAGUAGGAACUAACUCUGAUAACAUCGUAAAUGUUUUGAAACAAACCGUGAAACACAUUGAAAACCAUGUCAACAGCGCUUCUGCUCGAGAUUUUACCGACUUGAUCCGUGUAUUGAGGGUCAGCAAUAAGGCUGAUAUGCUCAAUGUUUAUGGACAAGUAAACUCAGGAGCUGGUUUCAAGGACAAGGAAACAGCCAAGAAAGUAUUUUUGGAUGCUUUGUUCCGUACCGGUACUGGAGACUCCGUAGAAGUCGUCGUAGAAUUAAUCCUUCACAAGAGAUUAUCAGACAAAGAGCAAAAAUUGGCUUAUUUGAGUUUUGCUAACGCAAAACAUGUCACCGCCCCUUCAUUGAACGCAGUUGCUGACUUGUUGGAAAAAUCAGCACCCAGAGAAGCUUUACUCGGAAUUGGUAUUUUGGCUGGACACUAUUGCCGCGAACAUAGCUGUUCAGGAAAUGAGUUACAAAAGCUCAGUGACUCUUUUGCCAAAAAACUGGGUAAUUGCGCUGCAGGAUCAAGACAUGAAGAGGAUGUGGUUUUGGCAGCCCUUAAAGGUUUACGCAACAUGCAUCGAUUGGCAAGCUCUGCAGUUGACAAAGUGUCCCAUUGUAUUAAAUCUGAAAAUACACCAGUAAGGAUACGUGUCGCCGCCCUUGAGACAGUGCAAGGGGCCGCUUGCGAGAAAAAAUUGAUGAAAGAAGCAUUAGCCAUUUUGCAAAACAGAGACUUGGAUUCAGAAUUGAGGAUUGAAGCAUACUUGGCUUUGGUACAAUGCCCAACUGCCCAAUUUGCAAACGAGUUGAAAAACUUAUUGGAUACUGAAACAGUCAACCAAGUUGGAUCCUUCAUAUAUACGCACUUAAAUAACCUCAGAGCAUCAACCAACCCACACAGAGAAUUGGCAAGACAACACUUGGGUCUGAUACAUUCCAGUAAAAAAUUCCCAAUUGAUUUCAGACGCUACUCAUCAAAUAGCGAGUUCUCCUAUUCCAUGGAUUCUCUUGGUUUGGGUGCCAGUGUUGAAAACAAUGUGAUUUAUUCCCAAAAGAGUUUCUUGCCCAGAUCAGCAAGCUUGAAUUUAACUGGAGAAUUAUUUGGCCACAGUUUUAACUUGUUAGAAUUAUCUGCUCGCCAAGAAAAUUUGGACCUAGUUAUCGAGCAUUACUUUGGACCUAAAGGAGUAUUUAGUGGAUCAUCACCACAAGAAGUUUUUGACAAAGCUAAGUCCACUGUUGAGGAAUUGCGCCAUGAAUAUAAAUCUCGCUUAGAUAGCGCAGGAAGAGGCAAGCGUUCCACUCGCCAAGAAGUUGAAGCUUUCCAAAGCAAAAACACGGAAAAAUACAAUUCGAAAUUGGAUUUGGAUUUAGACAUCAAAAUGUUUGGAUCUGAACUCUUUUUCUUGAGUUUAGGUGAUAAAGCUUCUCAUUUCAGUCCCAAGGCUUUAAUAAACGAAAUUUUCGACCAUCUUGAAAAAGGAGUUAAUAGCAUCAGAAACUUCAAACACAACUGCCACGGCAAUGUUAUGUUCUUGGACGUCGAAGUUGCAUAUCCUACAAGCGUUGGAAUUCCCCUGAAAGUCAGUGUUACAGGUACUGGAACCAUGAAGUUGGAAACCAGUGGACAUAUUGAUCUCGACAGAAUAAUAAAAGAUCCUAAGAACGCCAAAUUUAAAUUGCUCUUCGUACCAAGCGCUAACAUUGAAAUCAUUGGAGCUUUGUCUGUUGAUGCUCAAGUAGUGAGCACUGGUUUAGAAGUCGUAGGUAACUUGCAUUCAUCAACCGGAACCGACAUUCAAUUCAAUAUGUUGAACAAUGGCAAUGGAAUUGACGUUAAAGUUGGAUUGCCCAUAGAGAAACAAGAAAUCUUCAGUGUCAGUCACAAAGUAUUAUUCUCAACCCAAGAAAGAGGUCACCCAGCUCACCUAACACCUUUGAAGUUCAACGUUAACAAGAAAGCCUACCACGGUUGCUUUGACCAAUUAAGUCCGUACGUUGGAUUAACUUUCUGUGGAGAUGCUGAUAUUUCUUUGUCUUUGCCAACUGAAGGUGGUCUCGCCUUCCCAUUCAAUGGACCAAGCACACUAUCAUUACGUAUUGAAAAAGAAGAUCUGCACCAAUACCAUUUCAGACUUCUUAAAAACUUUGACGAUCCUAAACAUCGCACUUUGGAAUUAUUAUUUGAUACACCUAACUCCAAAACUAAAAGAACCAUUUCAUUCAAUGUUGAUGCCAUGAUGGAACCCCAUAAAGUUUUGAAGGUAACUUUGAACUCCCCAAUUAGAAAUGCUGCACUAGAAGCUAAAGUUCUCGAAGGAGACAAAGAAGUUGGUGUUUCUGUGUCAUUAAGAAAUGGUGAAGAAGAAUACUACGCCAAGGUUGGAGCUGAAACUUCUGGUCCAUCUAACAAGAAGGCUUACAGACCACUCGUGGAAUUCAGAGCUCCACAAGCUGGCGGAGAUUCCAAAUAUAAAGUUGACGGUCAAAUUGUCGUCGAGCGAGGAGAUGGCUGGUCAAAAUACCACUUCGAGGGAAUUCAAGUUGCUAUUCCUGGACAAAACGCUCCUCUUCGUGUAGAAGGUUAUAUGGGUCACAAAGGAAAACAAGCAAUAGACGGAAACCUUAAAGUUUCACACGAAAAUAAGUUUGUUAGUGCCAAGGGUAAAUUAGAACUGUUCGAAGGAUUAAAUGGUAAAAUAACUGAUUUCGAAGUACAUAAUUCAUUCAAUCCACAUUUAGAUUUCCGUGUAAACUAUGAUUACGGCAAAAAAGAAGAUGAGCUCAAACACCAUUUGGUAUUAACUCAUGGAACUGAUCUUAACUCUAAAGAAAAUCGUUUAGAAUUAGAACAACAACUUAAAUAUAAAGAUGUAGGAAAUCCUAACUUCGACGUUUCUGCAAGAAAUAUCCUUACUUACCCAAUGGCCAAACUCAAUGUUAAAUUGGAUGGAGCUGUUUCUAAAAAGAAGGCUGAAUAUAAAUUAGAGGCUACAGAUGAUAAGUCAAAAUUAUACUCUCAUCUUAAGGCAUUAGUGAAUAAUAAACAUAAAGGAGAUUAUGACCUUGAUUUUAAGGGCCAGCUUAACGAGAACUAUUUGGUAGUGAAAUCAAAACGUAAUGUUAUCGACGAUAUUAAAUCUACAUACCAUUUAAAUAUGGACACUAGUAAUGGUGGCAAAUUAGACAUAAAUGGCAAAGUCACUUUCAAUUCUCCUAAAGAUUACGAAACUGCUUUCAAAGGAAUUUUGAAAGUCCCAGGCAAACCAAACACCUAUGACGCAGACUACGCUACUCAAUUUAAUGACAGAAAAGCAAAAUCUCACUUGAAAAUAACAGCCGAUAAUGCUCCAGUAGUUGACGUUGAUGUUGACGUUGAUCGUGUCCCCGAUCCAAAGGGAACUUUCAGGUUUAACGUAAAAGAUCUUGUGAACGCCAAGUCCGAAUUUACUAGUUCUCAAGGUAAAGGAUCAGGAUCAGCACUUGUGGAGCUCGUAAAAUUGAACAGAAAAUUCAAAGGAGAUGCCACAUUCAAUAUUGCUUCCCCAGUUUUUAACUUCGACGGUAAUCUGUUCUAUGACGCCGAUAAAGACAACUCUAAGAAAAUUCAUUUGUUCACCAACAAUGAAUUGGGCAAAGGAUUAAAAUCCAGCAACGUUCUUGAAGUUGGACAGUAUGUUACAAAACUUAACUUCAAUGGAGAAAAAACUGGUAACUUUUUCACUGGUACUAUGAAGGGUCAAUAUGAUUUGACAUUACCAAAUGGUUUCUACUUUGACGGAAAGCUAUUCCGAGAUGUCAAACAUGACGGUAAAUCAACUAACGGUGAAGCCGAAGUUAGUUUAUCCUUUGCCGAGAAAAAGGGAGCCGAGCCUUACAAAUAUGAAGGAAAAGCUAAAAUUACCAUUGAUGACAUUACAAAAUAUUUGUUUGAUUACAAUGCUCAAGUUCAAUUAAGUGGCAAUAGCAAAAAGUAUUUGGAAUAUAAAGGCGCUUUCAAACACGCAAUGGCAGGAGGUCAUGGAUACAAAUUUGACGGAGCUAUAUUUUUGGAUGGAACCUUUGUUUUGAAACCAAUCAAUUAUAAAACAAGUGCUGAAUAUGGACCAGAGAAGUUGAAAUAUACAGUUGAUGGCAAAUAUGGCGAUUCUUGUCGUUUAUCUGUUAAUGGAGAUUUAGCAAAAUCAGAAGAUGGAGCUUCAAAUAAAUUCUUUAUGCAAGGUGAUUUUAAUAAUGAACAAUUCAAACACUUUAAACUUGAACACGAUGGUUCUGUAAAACGACCCAGAGGAGAUCAUGAUGAUUAUGAGUUCAAAGUUUUUAAUGCUGCUACAUUAAACGACAAAACUAUUAAGGGUAAUGGCGAAUUAAGAGGUAAUAAGAACAAAGGUUCUGCUAAAGUUACUGUUGAAUUACCAAAUGAAGCUCCAUUUAGCAUCGGUACUACCUACGAGCAUAAUGACAAAAAAGAUGUCAAACAAUGUAAAGUUGGCUUAGAUGUAGUUUAUGCACAAGGCAAGGAAGUCAAGAUGAAUGCACUCGUCAACUUUGUUCCUGGAACCGAUUUAGAUGUACACCUGACCGUAUCUACACCUGUAGAUAAUGCCCGCAACAUUGAUCUCAAGCUCUUACAUAAAAAACAAAAGGAGAGCAAAGCUACGCACACUGAAAUCAGUUUGCAGGCUGAUCAAAGAAAAUACGGAGCAGUUGUUGACUUAGACUUGAUUGAAACUGCGCCAUCUUUAGAUGUCAAAUUUGUUUAUCCAGAUGGCAAAAAAUCUCGAUUCUUAUCUAAAUUUGAACGUUUGGGCGAAAGAAAAGUAAAUGGCGAGCUUAAAAUCGAACAAGUUUAUGACUUCAAUUUACACGCCACUGGAGACGCAGACUGUGAAGAUGUAGAAAAAUGCUUGAUUAGGGUACAUGUUGACUCACCUAAGUUGAACUUGAAUGAUAUACAUUUGACAAUCGAAAGUAAAAAAGGAGGCUCGGGUAACAUCGUUGAAGUUUCUGCUAAAUCUGGAGAUAAAAACAUUGUGAGUGGUUCAACCACAUUCCAAAAGAAACAAGAGCAAGGCAAAUAUAUAGUUGAAGGAUCUGGAACCGUUACAGUAAAAGAAACACCUCACUCUGCUAAUUUCAAGUACAUGUAUAACAACGUUCGUGAGGAUAACGAAAAAGGAGUACAGAUGGUUUUGAAUGCGGGCUAUGGACAAAAGAACGUUGUUGUAGAUUUAAAACUUACCAACAAACAAUUUAGAAUGGCAAAUUCAUACUGUGAACCAAAACAAGAAUGUGCACACAUCGACUUGAGCUCUAUUGUUAAAAAUGAAGAUAUUAACGUUUUGGACCAUGAACUUGAAGUAAGCAUCGAUUUGCGCAAACUUGGUCUAUCUCAUGAGUUUGGAUUGAAAGCUACCACACACUUACGUGAUCUGGUUCUCGACCAUACCGUUGAUAUGCACUUCCACUCGCAAGAUAAAGCGAAAUACCAAUAUAGUGUAUACGUACAUCCCAAAAAUGCUGGUGUCACUUUGACUCUACCACAGAGAGUUAUUGCUCUUGAAGGAAAUCUCGAUAUUCCAAGACCUAACGCAAUUGGUCCAGUGAAUGGAGAACUUUCACUUUAUCUGAAUAAACUUAAAGACCCUAAUCAAAAAACAAGCGUCAUGCUCUCUGUUAACCCUACAUAUAGCAACCAAAAGGCAGCCGUACAAGCUUAUCUUAAAUUUAUGCAUCCUGGUGUUAAAACUAUGCUAGUUAGUGGAAAUGCAAACUUUGAUGGUGCCGUACGUAAUGGUGACUUCCAUUUGAAAUUAGAUGUUUUUGCAACAACUGCUCAGAGCCUCGAAGUCCGAGGAGUAUUAAAUAGCCUUAACUUAGGCGAUCGCGGUGUGAAUGUAACUUCUGAAUUGAACGUAUUCAAUAAGGAACGUUCUCUUGACUUUGCUGUUAAUCAACAUUUUGCUGUAACUGACAAGGACUUCGGAAUUGGUUCUAUGCUUCAGUGUCGCCAUGAUCCAACUAAAUCUGCUGGAUUCCUUAUUUCUGCCAAUUUACACCAAGUUGAAUUAUUAGUACGUUCUCCUUAUGGCGAUUUGGUCCACGUCAACUCAAAAUUAGAUUUGAAUGAGAAAUAUCAAAAGAUUGACUCAGAAGUUACAACUAUCGGUGUUCCUCCAAUGAAAUAUACAAUUGAAGCUAGCGACUUCAAUACAUUGAAGUACACUGCUGGUCGCCAAGAUUCCCCACAAAAAUACUUGCAAUUCGUAAGCAGUCUUGUCCUCGGAAAAGCUGGCGAAGUUCGCGCUGAAGUAAUUGACAACCGCAACCGUCGUGACUUGUUCCAUAGCUCAGUACUUCUUGAUGAUGCUAAUUUCUUGAAAACAGACUUUGGUGUUAAUACCGAAAACAUUAAAGCUCAUUUGGAAAAUAUUCGCGGUGAAGCUAAGCAAGCUGGCGAAAAUCUGAAAAAUACAAUGAAAACUGCAGCUGACGAUAUCCAAGCUCGUGUACAGAGAUUUACUGAUACAGCCAAGAAAUACGUACCUGACUUCAAACCAUUAGCUGAAGAUUAUCAAAAACAACUUAACCAAAUCAAAGAAGAAUUGUUGGCAGAUAAAUCCAUUAAAGAAUUUGCUGAAUUCUUAAAUAAGGUAUUUGGCGCUACAUUCCAAGCUGUUGCUGACAUCAUGAAAAAUGUUGGACAAAGACUCGAAAAGAUCACGGAAAUGAUCAAAGAAUUAUAUGAGAAAACAGCACACUUGUUAAAUACUCAGAUAAUUCCGCAAUUACGCGAAUCCUACUUGAAAAUUACCGCUGUUGCCACUGAUUUCAUGCAAACUCUCUUCAACUAUGCCACUGAGUACUUAAUGAAAUUCACUGACUGGGUUAAGAGCCACCAGGAAGAUUUCAACAAACUUGCAGCAACAGUAUCUGAUUUCUUAAAAGAUUUUGGUAAAAUCGUCAACCGUGGACUUAUUCAAUUCAAACAUGAACUAGAAGAUUUCAUUAAAGUCGCCUACGAACAAUUAAAAUCAAUUCCAGUUAUCUCUACAUUGAAAGAAAAAUACGAAGAGAUGGUCGUUGGAGUGACUGUACCUGAACAAGUUUACAGAAUUUUAGCUGAGGUUGUUAGCACUGUAAAUGAUGUUUUACCAACCCCUGAACUACAAGCAGCUUUCCAACAAAUAUUCAAUUACUUAGAGCAGAAAUUGAAACAAGAACCUGUAGAUGAUAUCAAGCAAUUGAAAUCAAUUUACGAAUUACUUUUGAAGGCCGCCAAAUCUUUGUUGAAACUUCUUCAAGAUAACAUGAUUGCUGAACCACAAGUAGGAGGUUUCCUGGGAUUACCUAUUCCACUAACCUUCAGCGGUCUGCAAAAAUUGCCCGAUUUAACUUCAUUGAGACUAAGUCCUCUCAACUUUUUGCGGUACAACAAGAUACCAACAUUAGAAGACGUUCAAGCCAUGGUUAAACCUUUAACUAUGAAUCCCAUGUCAUUAUUGCCACCAUUCCCAAUGCGCGGUUACGUCGCUGAUGGUCAACACUUCUUCACAUUCGAUAGAAGACACUUAACAUUCCCAGGAUCAUGCAGUUACGUAUUGGCUCAAGACUUCGUCGACAAAAACUUCACAUUGGUCGCAAACCUUCAAAAUGGAGCAAUUAAAUCGAUCACAUUGGCUGACAAAAACGACGUUAUUGAAAUCACUGAUCAAGGAGCUGUCACUCUUAAUGGCGCUCCAGCAGAAUUGCCUGCUCACAAAAACGACAUCCACGCUUGGAGGAAAUUCCACACUGUUAAUUUGUUGAGCAAAUACGGAGUACAUGUCCGUUGCAACAAUGAUUUAUCGCUCUGCAGCUUUGAAGUGAACGGUUUCUACUUAGGCAAAUUACAUGGUAUCUUAGGAAAUGGCAACAGUGAGCCCUAUGACGACUUCAAACUUCCAUCCGGAGCUAUUACUACAAAGGAAAGCGAAUUUGGAAACUCUUACAAGAUGUCAGACAGCUGCCCUGAUGUUGCUGCACCAGCUCACCAUGAACACGAACAUCAUCACGGAGCAGGUGGCCCUAACUGCGACUACUUCUCUGGUGCCACACGCAUGCGUUCCUGCUUCCCAUUCGUUGAUCCAGCUCCAUUCCGUCAGGCUUGCCAACACGCUGCAGCUUCUUCCAAGAACCCCAAACAAGCGGCUUGUAGCAUUGCUCAAAUCUACACAGCAUCUUGCAGAAACGAAUGGAUUCCAAUUUCUGCACCCAAAGAAUGCGGUAAAUGCGAGAAGAACAUCAAUGUAGGAGAUCCAUUCAGUGUGAAGGUACCAGGAAAACAAGCCGACAUUGUUUUUGUUAUCGAGACUGAACCUGCUCAUACUUCUAUCAUUAGAGACUUAUUCCACCCCUUGUUGAAUCAACUUUUGGCUGAUCUCAAAACUCGUGGUAUUACAGAUACUCACGUUGCUGUUAUUGGUUUCAACGAAAAUCAAAAAUACCCAGCCUUGUUCACAUCUGGAGGCAAGAUCAACUUCCGUGGUAAACCUGGAUCCGUUAAAGCCGUAAAUGAUGAACAAACAGCUACACCAUUGAAAACUGGACAUGAAAAACUUGAUGAACUUAUCGAAACUAUUGCUAAGCUUGUGAAUGACGUAAAAUAUGAAUUUGGAUUGACUUCUGCUUAUGCUGCAUAUGAUGAUGCUGUUGAAUAUCCAUUCCGCGCUGGUGCUACCAAAACAAUUAUUGGAAUUCACGGAACAAAUGUUAAAGCCGCCAAAUUACCAUUCCAAGAUAUCAAAUUCUAUUUGGCCAGCAAAUUUGCUGAAUACCAAGGUAUCACAUAUAACCUGGUUGCACCACUCGACCUUCAAACUAGCGGAUUGGACGAGAAGACCGUUGUUGGUUUCAAUACUGAGUCAGUUUUCACGCUUAACGACUCAAAGAAAAAAUCACCAGGAAGUGUUGAAUUAAGAUCUAAGGUUAACCACAGUCCUGAACCAUCUGUUGAUUUGGCACUCAAGGGUCACGGAAACGUAUAUUCCGUACAGAACUUCCAACACGCUAAAGCCCAAAAGCAAAACAAGAACUUCAUCAGUGUGGUAUCAAACAGUUUGGUAGACCAAAUUAGUAGAACUGAAAUGCACAGUGAUUGCGUAUGUGUGCUUAAGGACGGAUUAUUCCCAGUUUCUCAUUGUGUUGUAACGGAUAGGAAAUUAUUACCAGCAGCAAAAGUGCAAAAGGCUGCUAGAGGUUAAAUAGCAAAUCGAGAAGAAAACCAGAUAUAAUUAUAAAUAAACAAACGCGAGUGAAUUAACAACAAUUUGCAAAUGAAUAACUAUUUUGAUAUUAUGAAUAAAUUAAGAAACAGUCCCUCAGACGCAAUUUUGUACAUGAUAACGUCGAUAAUCCAUGCACCAGGUUGCGUCUGGACGGACCUGUAUCCAAUUUAUAACGAAACAAAAUACCAAAAAACGGAUCUUGAUUAAUUUUUAUUACGUCCAUAUAUAAUGCAUGAUUAUUUUAAAAUAGAAUAUUUUCGCACUUUAGUAAUUCCAUUGUAUGAAUAGACAACCCUAUCAAUGCUUUUAAUAUU